Plectropomus leopardus (leopard coralgrouper) is the source of this 3805-nucleotide messenger RNA. RefSeq names its product neuronal tyrosine-phosphorylated phosphoinositide-3-kinase adaptor 2b (gene nyap2b). The record is from RefSeq and is a predicted model, not a curated record. Gene Ontology annotation, biological process: neuron projection morphogenesis; phosphatidylinositol 3-kinase/protein kinase B signal transduction. Lineage: Eukaryota; Metazoa; Chordata; Actinopteri; Perciformes; Serranidae.
UCUCCCUUUUCUGCCCAGGGGGAGGGAGCGUUGGGCUGGGCACCCAAUGGCCCAGCUCCCCUCUAGCACCAGCGUCAUCCUGGGUCACAGGGACUCCUUCUAACAAGUCAAUCAGUUGGACCGUACCAUGGAUGGAAGUCUAUGUGGAUUUAAGUGGAAUAGUGCAUGGGUGCUCCAGCAUAGGUCAGAGUUCACUAGCGUGCACUGGACUCAUCAGGGGAAGACAGAAGACACGUUGGUCCACAAACCAGCAGGGACACAGCCCCAUUAAUGCUGUGGAAACACUUGAAGAAUGAUGAGCUCCAAAGAGGAAGAAACUCUCCGUUUUUUCCAGUAUGUUGAGGAGAAUGGGCUGAGAGCUUACAACGGCCUGGUAGCUCAGAACUUGGACCACGCCAGGAAUGAGAGAAAUAGGACAUUCCUGCAGGAGAAAAACGACAAGAAGAGAAAACAGGAGGAAGCCAUAAGGAGGACAGGUGAGGACAUUGCAACUGAAGGCAAGCACUUACGCAUGGGCUCCAUCACCAUGCCGGACCCCCAAGAACGCAUGCCUAUGCCCCACCCGCAUGCCCUCGCCUGUGGGCAGGGCUUCUCCGUACGCUCCCAGUCCCUCCACUCUGUUGGUGGUGGGAACAGUGGGGGUGGUGGAGAGGAGGAGGUGGGAAGCCCGACCUCUAGGAAGCAGCCCCCACCCAAGCCCAGGAGGGACCCUGCCACUAAGCUGAGCAUGUCGUCUGAGGCGGUGGACCACAGUCCCACGUCCACCUGCCGCGGGGAGAGAUGUGACGCAGCUCAAGGAUGUAGUGAGGACUGCAGGAGGGUGCCACCACCCAAACCUAAGAGGAACCCCAACACACAACUGAGUGUUUCCUUCGAUGAAUCCUACAUCAAGAGCCAUGGAGGCAGCGGAGUUUGCCCCUCCAGACCCCUCCACCAUGUCACCUCCCCCUGCGAACGCAACCCCUCACCUCCACAGAGCGACGAUAGCCCCACAGACGACUGUGAAGACGAACCUGUCUACAUAGAGAUGGGCGGGAUUGACGUUGGAGCACGAGAACCCCUGAAGAGCGAGGACGAGGAGCCAGGAGAGUCUGUGUACGAGGAGAUGAAGUACCCAGCUCUGGAUGAUAUGGAGUACCGUACUGACCCUGUGGGAUGUCGCUCUGCAUGCCCCACCCCGGCACCCUAUGACCCUGAACCUCUUAGCCGUUGCUCCACACCUCGAAACAUUCCACUCUGUGACAUUCCUGCACCCUUUCCCAAUUUGCUCACUCAUAGGCCUCCGCUGCUGGUGUUCCCUCCAGCGCCGGCCCAGUGCUCGCCGAACUCAGACGAGUCUCCCCUCACCCCUCUAGAUGUAACCAAGUUGCCCAUGCUGGAGAACCAGUCCUACAGCAAAUCUCCAACAUCCUCCACUGAGCCACCCUCCUCCGCACACAUCCGCAGGGAGCUCACUGCCACUCCGACCCUCACCGUCUCUGGCCGCUCCUCUGCACCUCCUCUACCCUGCACCCUCUACAAAUCCUCUUCCUCAACCUCUUAUCAGCGUAGCCACUCUGCUUGCCCAUCGCCAGUCAGCAUGGGCCGCUGUCUCACGCCUCUCAGCCUCAUGCGUACACCUCCCUUUGACACUCCAAUGCCGUUCCCGGGGGGUCUGCCUAGGAGCGCUUCUGCUACCCCUCACGGCAAAGGCUCGCCACCUCAAGACGGAGUGGGUCGACACCAUGGCUCUAUGCAGAAUGUGUCAACGGGGCGUUCACGGACACCCACCAGCCCACUGGACGAACUAACCAAUCUGUUCACAACUGGCAGGAACAUGCUGAAGAAAAACGCCAGUGGCAGGAAGUCUAAAGAGCCUGGAGAGACUGAGUCUAAAAGCAAGUCUCACAGCGAGUCUAAGCGUGAGGGCAAGGAGCGCCACAGUCACAGUCACAGCAAGGAGUCCAAGCGAGACUCCAAGGAUCGCCACAGCAAAGAGUCUUCUCACCGGAGAGAUAGAGACAAAGACAGGGACAGAGACAAGGACAAAGAUAAAGAAAGAGGGAGCAGCAAUGUAGAGCCAGUGUCCCACAGGCGCAACAGUAAAGACCGUACUUAUAGUGGUACAGACGCACCACCUGUUCGCAGGGAUAGCAGGGACCAGGGCUGCAGCAGUGUUGAGCCCAUCACGUUGAUAAGAAGAGACUCCAAGGACAGGGGGCUUAGCAAUGGUGACCUUAUGUUGAGGAGAGACAGCAAAGAUCGAGGCGGGGGACAUGGAAUGGAGUCUUUGUUGAGACAGGACAGCAAAGACAGAGAUAGACUGCUAGAUCAGCCGCCUGAGCUGUUACCGAGACAAGACAGCAAGGAAAGGGCAAGAAACGGUGUAGACUGUAGACUUGAAAGCAGAGAGAGACUGCUGGAUCAACCACCAGAACUCUUACCACGACAGGACAGCAAAGAGAGAGCCAGGAACGGUGUAGACUCAAAGCAUGAAAGCAGAGACAGGCCGCCUGAGCUUCUCCCCCGACAAGAGAGCAAAGACAGAGCCAGAACCGGAGCAGAUUAUAGGCAUGAUAGCAAAGACCACCGUCCAGAUUUGUUACCCCAACAAGAAAGCAAAGUGGAACAUAGACAUGAAGGUAGAAUAGACCAGCCACCUGAGAUCCUACCCCGACAAGAAACAUCCAGAAGCAGCAACAGCAAGGACAGGGUUGGCUACAGCUCUGAAUCCAAGCAUGAGGGGAGAGAUCGGAGCUGCCACAACGGGGGAGAUCUCCCUCCACCUCCUCUGCCCAGGCAGGACAGUAAAGACCUGAACAGAACUGGUCUGGAAGCGAGACGGGACAGCAAAGACAGAAGUCUGAACGGCUCAGAGCAGCAUCAUUAUGAUGUCAAGAGCAACAAGAGCCCUUCUGCAAUGGAGUAUAGGUGUGAUAGUAAAGAACGAGGUUAUAGAUCAGAUGGCACGCCCAGACGAGACAACAGAGCAAAUUAUAGCACGGAUCAAUCAAAAGCACAAGAGAGGAACGGAGGCACAGUGUCAGGGCAGCAUUCAUCCACAACGACACCUACUCAUCAUGGGAGAUCAUCUGGUAGCCCACCAACGACCAUGGGAACAGGAAAUGAUCUGAAAGCAGCAGCUAAGUACAGCCGCUCACCUUCUAUGCCUGCUAACCCCUCCCCAAUGGGAACUCCACAAAGGAAAGCAGCAGAGACUCAUCACAGUCAGAUGCCCCAGAUGCCAUGGAUCUGUGGAGACACCACCAUGCUAGAACAGAUCGAGAGGAAACGCACCCUCUGCAUGGAGAUCCGAUCCAGACAGCAUCCUCACCUGCAGAGGUCUCUGGAGAGACCUCCGCCUCCGGACAGGAGCGAGGACAGACACCAGGAGCGGAGUCAGUGCAAGCAAGAGAGUGCAUCUGUCCUCCCGAGCUGGGGGAAAAGCAGCGGGGCCAAAAAGAUCCGUCCUCCCCCUUACCCUACACAGAAAACCGUAUUCUGGGACACGGCCAUCUGACAAUAACGACACACUCACACCUCCCUGCCACACAACCCUAAAUUACCCGCUCCCUCUUUCCUCUGGGUUGUGCUGAUUCUCCCCCUGCAACAUCAGGGGCGUCAGGACAGCCAAUAAGAGCACCGGGGGGGAUGAUACUCGCUGAUGUCAAAGGACAAUGGUGGUUACCAUAGCAAUAUUUCUGCUCGUUCAGGUUGUCAUGUUUUCUUAUCAUCACUGGUGAUAUUUGAUAUUUUUCUAUUUCCUGUGACUGGAUUCUUGUAAUAUACUUAGUAGAAUAGAUAUUUGAUGAAUAGAUAUUUUCUA